Molecule: messenger RNA, 897 nt
Organism: Prunus persica (peach)
Lineage: Eukaryota; Viridiplantae; Streptophyta; Magnoliopsida; Rosales; Rosaceae
Exons: 1
Coding region: 422-778 (118 amino acids)
Source: RefSeq, a predicted model, not a curated record
UAUAAUUUUUUUUAAUAAAGAUUUUCCUUAUUGGAGAAUAAUUUAUCCCACUCAAUCUGACACUAGAGCCUUCAUGGUUAAGAUGCUAACUCCCAGUCUUGAAGGGAAAAAUUUAAUUAUCUCCUAGUUUCUGGAAGGAUUCCUUGGGUCAAACUCCCAAUGAGAACCAUCAAAUUGGACAUCUGCACUGAUAAACAAACUAAGAUAAGCUUCUGUUUCGAAAAAGUAAUUCAGUAAUUCAACUGGACGAACAAGAUUGAGAGUGAGCUAUAACUAGACCUAUGCACUCCACAGAGCAAACUUCUUUUUCGGAAUGGAGGGUAUUUUGGUUCUCACUUUGUAAUAAGUCUUGCAUUCUUAACAGAGCCAAGUUAGACAAGAAAGGGUGGUUGUCCUGCUGAGUCCUGAGGUAGUUUCCUGAAUGGAGCCUGGAGCUGCAUCGAGGAGGACGAGCAGGUUUUCUUCAUAUGAGAGGCUGGUGGCCAUCGGGUUGGCCCUUCUAGCUGUGCUUUCUCCUCUCUAUAUCGACCGGACAACGGUAGAUGAUUCAGAACUUGAUUUGGAGCAGCCUAUUAACUUUGCUUCUUGGCUGCCUCUGCUGCUCUUGGUGUUGAUCUUGGCCCUCACUUUGUCGCUUUACUUGGACCGAAGCUUUACCAGGUUUGAUCCUUACUGGAUUCACAGAGUUGGCGGUUCUUCUAGUGGCAUCACGAUAAUCCUCAUGGUUCUUGCGUUGGUGUUGAAGUUUAAAGCUUCUAUUAGGAACUGGGAGGCUUAGCUCAAAUCUUUUGUAGUACUUGUUUUCUGCCAUGUAAUUUGCUUAUCGCUUUACAGAACAAAGUUCAGGUAUCUUUUUUUUAUAUAAAUAAGAAUAAGCAACUUCUUGUUGAAUUGGAA